UAAAUCCGUAUUGUGCAUCAACGAGAAGUCCACACGAUGGGAGCGCUUGCGCUUGUAGUUUUCGCGGUAACAACGCUGCUUUUUUUAAUUUGGUUCAUACGUUUAGUGCGAAAAAAUAAUGACUAUUACAAGGAUAUUCCAGGACCUCGUCCACUAUUUUUCUUUGGCAAUGUUUUUGAAGUUAGCACAACAAGGGAUAUUUUAAAUGUGAUGCACAAAUAUGCCCUGCAAUUCAAUGGCUUGUACAAAAUCCAUUUAGGACCAGUACGAAAACUAAUAAUAGCAUCUGACUAUAAGUUCUUGGAGUGUGUCUUAAGCAGUAUGAAAAUUUUGAAUAAGUCUGAGGAUUAUCUUUAUUUACGACCAUGGUUAGGGACUGGUUUGCUGACUAGUGACGGCCCAAAAUGGAAAAAGCAUCGAAAGAUUAUAACACCGGCUUUUCAUUUCCAAAUUUUGGAACAGUUUGUUGAAGUGUUUGAGUCUGGAGGUAACAGAUUUGUGCAACAGUUGCAAAAAGAAGUUGGUAAAAAAAGCGUUGAUAUUUAUCCGUACGUUACUCUAUGUACACUCGACAUCAUUUGUGAAAGUGCAAUGGGUAUUUCAAUAAAUGCUCAGUUUGAUGAUAAUUCCGAUUACGUUAGAAGUGUUAAGGCUAUGUGCAGAAUAACCAUGGAGAGACUAUUCCACCUUCUGGAAAUGAAUGAUGUUACAUACCCUCUAACAAAAAAUUAUUAUACCCAAAAAAAAUCCUUGAACGUAUUGCACAAUCAGACCAACAGUGUAAUAAACAGAAGACGUAAAGAAUUAGAAAACAAAACUGAAGCAAUUAAUGUAACGAAUGAAGAUAAAGCUGAUAACAAUGACACAUUGUUUGGAAGAAACAAAAAGGCAUUUUUAGAUUUGCUAUUGCAAGCCACUGUCGAUGGCAGGCCUCUAACUCAAGAGGAAAUACGAGAAGAAGUUGAUACUUUCAUGUUUGAGGGACACGACACAACUGCUUCAGCAAUUAGUUUUGCGAUUUAUUGUUUAGCAAAUAACGCUGACGUCCAAGCAAAAGCAUACGAAGAACAAAUAGCUCUUUUCGGUGGCAACAAAAGUCCCGCAGUUACGUAUUCCGAUCUUCAAAGUAUGAAAUAUUUAGAACUCGUCAUAAAGGAGACUUUAAGAUUGUACCCAUCAGUUCCCAUGUUUGCUAGGAAAACAUCAGAACCUGUACAAUAUGAAAAUAUUUUUAUUCCCGAAGGCGUAACCGUUAACAUUUUUGCCUACGGGAUUCACCGAGAUCCAAAAUAUUUUAAAGACCCCGAGAAAUUUGACCCAAGCAGGUUUGAAACUGUAGACGGAAAAUUACCUUAUGCUUACAUUCCGUUUAGUGCUGGACCACGGAACUGUAUCGGUCAAAAGUUUGCAAUGUUGGAAAUGAAAAGUACCAUUUCGAAGGUGCUGAGGAAUUUUGAAUUACAGCCAGCAACUCCCACACAUACGGUCCAGUUGGCCGCUGAAUCGGUGCUAAAAUCGGCGAAUGGUGUGAAAAUAGCUUUAAAGAAUCGAAAUUAA
Messenger RNA from Tribolium castaneum (red flour beetle), 1557 nucleotides. RefSeq names its product cytochrome P450 CYP4BN1 (gene Cyp4bn1). The transcript has 8 exons. The coding region runs from base 37 to 1557 and encodes 506 amino acids. Lineage: Eukaryota; Metazoa; Arthropoda; Insecta; Coleoptera; Tenebrionidae. The record is from RefSeq and is marked provisional. Gene Ontology annotation, molecular function: iron ion binding; heme binding; oxidoreductase activity, acting on paired donors, with incorporation or reduction of molecular oxygen.